UCAGCUUGCAAAGUGAUCGGCAUGGAAGUGCUUACAAAAUCGCCUGCUGAGCAGAUCAUUAUUCAAAAAGGGAAUGCUGGAGAAAGCUGCAGCCGAAUGAUGAAGCACCAUUCUCAAGAGCCAUCAACAUCCUCCUCCAAGGAAUCAAAAUAUGUGGAGAUUUAUGAUUUCCCUGGAGGGAGGGGAGAGAGUCCCCAAACUGUAAAACUGACUUUGGCAGGGAAUGGAAGUAAAGUGGCCUUUAUCAGACCUAAAAAUGGACCGUGCGAGAUCAGUGAGGUUAACAGUUUGGCUAACAAUAUGCUGGCAGGCAGAUCUGCAGAUCGAGAAUCCCAGGAUUAUAAAUCUAAAAUGGAAGGCACUCCUUCUCCCAUGGGGAUGAAAGCUGAUGAGGUGGGGGGAAGCAUCACUGGCACCAGCUCAGAAGGGUCUGAGAACACUUUGUCCCCUAGUAUUUCCAACAUUCAGCUUUACACAAAUGGCUGCCCAGAAUCAUCAUCAUCUUCUUGUCCUUCACCGGUACAAGAGUCAGGCAGCUUUCCAAAAAUGGAUGACUUAGGAACAGGGGGGAAAACCUCCUCUUCUUCAUUUGGAUAUGACAGCGAUGAAGACGAUGAUGCAGACUGUAAAGAAAUCUGUCUGAGUAACCAGAGAGGAGGGUGCAGGCGUGCUUCACAAGUGCUACAGUCGCAACACAGCUUCACCAGCGAAAACAACAGUAACAAUAAUGAUGAAGCACAUUAUAUUACAACCCAUGAAAUCCAACUCAGUGAAGUGGACCAUGACAUGGAUUUUGACUACGGAUUAGCCUCGCGGUGGGACUUUGAGGACAACAAUGUGAUCUAUUCCUUUGUGGAUUAUGCUUCUUUUGGAAGUGAAGAGACUCUUGCAGACACACAGACAGAAGAGGAUAAUAGCUGUUAUCUCAGCACGACCACUAGUGAUCCCAAUAAUCAGACAGACAGUAUCGAUAAUACCAGCAGUACAGAGAUAGUCAGCAUUAAUUCUGAAAAUGAUACCCCUAGUACAGACAAAUGCGCCAGCUCGGAAGAAAGUCAGUCCAAGAACCUCAACAGCAUGAGUGAGAAUUCUGCAGGCCAGAUACUCCUAUCAAUCAAACCAACUUCCAGGGCUAUAAAUGAGCCUAGCAACCAGCACAAAAAGCAAAACAUUAUUUAUGCUGCCAAGCAUGAAGGCGACAUGAGCCUCUGUGUCUCCACAGCUCAUGAACGAAAUUCAAGUUUAAAACAAGAUGUGUUUCAUGACUAUGCAAAAAAAUUUAUUGCAGUUCCUGCACGCUUGCAAACAAGGUGUGGAGCCAUAAGAGCAAGAGAAUUGGGAGGAUAUUCAAGUGGUGCUUCUAGUGUGGUAAGUGAGUUGGAUGAUGCAGAUAAAGAAGUAAGAAGCCUGACGGCAAGGGCAUUCCGGAGCUUAGCUUAUCCCUACUUUGAUACCCUGAACUUGAGCUCCAGUGAGUCCUCCACGUCUCUUUCAGAUCACACCCUAGGAAUCAACCGGUGGUCAACUUACUUGGAUUUAAAGUGUGGCAGCCUUGGACAGAAAGCAGAGCAGAAUCUUUUCAAAAGCAGCACUGCACCAACUGGAUGGAACAGAAGCACUGGAACAAAGACAUCCAGUGACCAGUUCUACAUUCACUCCAAUAAGUCACAGACUAAAGCAUUAGAGUUUGUUGUCAGCAAGCUUGAUGGGGAAAUAACGCAUGUUGAAACACCAGCUUGCUUGGAAAAGCGGAUUCAAUCAGGUUCCCGGGUUGUUACUUUGUUGGAGACUUUGAAUUUCAGCAGCAAUAUUAAUGCGGGUGUCCCCAGACCUGCUAAACCUUCUGAAAAUGCUGCUGUUGGAUCAGGUUGCACAGAUGAAGUUACAGAAACACUGCCAAAGGAGCUGGGCAAUGAAGCUUGCAAACAAUCUGGGUUGGCUACAGAAAGCAUGGAAGGGACGCAGAAGAAAUCAAAAUUUGCAUCUAGCCUCCUCAAAAAUGUUAUCUCAAAGAAAAUGCAACUGGAACAUGAGUUCAAAAUGGAAAGGGGAGAGAUCACAGACAACACAUAUUCUGGUAUGUCCAAUUCCUUAUCUUCUAAAGAGGUAGAUGGCACCUCCAAGGAGAAGUUAAGGGAUGGGGGUUUGCAGAGACAGAAUUCUAGAUAUUCAGAAGGCAGCUCUGACUACACUAUUGUAACAGCAGAUGAUUUGGGAGAGUUUUUUGAUAGCAAGUCACCUACUUCCAAGCCAUCUACUCCCAGGGAGGGACAUAUUAGUCUGAAUAGAUCUCUUUCUGAAACUUUCUUAGAGGAGGCGUGCAAAAUAAAAAAGAGUGCUUCUGAAACUCUCAAGGCAACUUUUCUCCGUAGCCAGAAUAGUGCAUUUAGAACAUGGAAAGAAAAAGAAGCAGAGAAAAAGGAGGAAAAAGCUCCAGUGGGAAAACUGAAAAUUUUAUCCAAAGGUGACUGUAAGGCAGAUUUGGGAGAAAUCUCAGCCAGCAAAUCAACUAAAAUGUCACGUCUCUUUGUCCCAAAUAUUCAACAAACAACAAAAGAAAAGCAAUCCAGCAUGCAGGUGUCAAAAUAUUCUACAGCAACCAGCGCAGCAGCUCAGACUGCCAUUGCCACCACAAUGAUAAAGCCCAAACCUCCUGAGAUCAAGAUCAGCUUGGGUAGUGUGCAACAGAACAAAGAUCAUCCUUUCAAUAUUGCUAAGCUCCUCACACCCAAGAUAGCUGGAAGUGUCCCAAACUUUUUCAAGACAAUUGAAGAGACCAGAUGUCCCCAGCAGAAACCAUGCAAAGGGGAGGCUGUGGAUAAAGUGCCUCAAUUUCUGGUACGUGAUGUAAGAGACAGUAAACCUAAGGUCCAAGGGCCUAUCCACCAGGUGAGAGAUGUCCGGAAAUUAAUCAAAAGUAGCUACAGUCGUGAGUCAGGGGAUAACAACAGUGACAGAGGCAGUGUGAAUUCUGAUCAGGGAACCUCUGAACAGAGACCCAAACAGCUGGUGACAGCAGGCAUUCCCAGGCCCCUCUCUCCUAUGGUGAUAACUUGUCAGGCAGUAAGCAACAGCAAAGAGGACAAGAAGGCCAGCAAGACUUCUGAGAUGUGGGCCAAAGCACAUAAUGGAGGUAAGAUGCUGCCUUCCAACCAAGAGGGAACAAUCCUGGUGCACAGGACCUCAGGCAGGCUGCCUGUGGCUACUAUCGCUCCUAACAAAAGCGACCCUCACCAGCCUGCUGUGCUGAAGAUAGUCUCCAAAACAUCUGUGCCCUGGAGGCAGCAACCACAGCCACCACCACAACCGCAACCAACAGUGGAGAAAAGCAGCAAGGGAGGACCAUUGGUGGUAACUGAAGAAGAGGAACCUCCACGGGAAGAGGUGAACAAGGCACCUUUUACAGUGAACCAUCAGGCACUGCAGAAACUUACAGCAGCAGUCCGGAGCAUGGAGGAACUCUACAGCUUCAAUAAAAAUGAGUGGAAGCGCAAGAGUGACCCUCUGCCCAUCACCGACAGCCAUGUCCUGUCCCUCAUUGCCAGCGAGGAACGGACUAUGGGAACCAGUGCCAGGGAAGAAUCAAUUGUAGGUGCAAAGGCUGAGGAACAGGAGACAGGUCAGACUGUGGGAUUAGCAACAUCCCCCAGCAGUACUGCCAACAGCAGGCCUGCCGCAGAACGCCAACCCCGCAGCAAGGCUGCCAACCCAACCAAGAGCACGGAGAAGGUCUCAGCCAAGGCGGCCGCUUUUGAGAGCUUAGCACUGGCUCGAGAGCAGCACCGUGGCCCAGGCUUCCAUGGGGAGACGUCAGCGGUCACAACAGGGGCUGCAGAGAAGAGCAGAACCCCUGUGGGCCCCCGCGGCACCUUCACCUUCAACGCCCAAGCCCAGAAGGCCAAGCAGCAGCCUCAGGAGCCUUCUCCACCACCACCAAGAGGCCUCAAAGGCCAGGCUAGGCCUCGCUCCAUCAAACUCUUCGGGCACAGGCAGGGGUGCCUUGCUGAGCACGACAAGGGUCCCAAGCCAGUAGCUCCCGACUGUGGGAACUACUUGGCCAUCCCUCUCAAGGCAUCUUCUGCUGAGCAGCCGGGGGCGGCGGCUGCCUCCGGAGACGGAGGGGGCCGCGAGGGCCUAGUCUCUGCAACCUCGGCUGCGGCCGCCCUGUACAGCACGGGCAGGAACCAGACGGUCUCCAACCCGGUUAAGGUGCAACAGCAGUCUGAGGAGAGGAGCAGCGGCCCCAACGCAACUGCCGCGCCGCAGCCGCAGCCGCCUCUUCUUCCUCUUCCUCCUGCUCCUCUUCCUCCUCAGGUGAUGGCCGCUGCACCUCAGCUUGAAAUGCCUCCCGCGCAAAUCUUCCCUCAGGCUUUUUCCCUCGCGGCGGCGGCGGCCGCCUUAACAGGCGCCGCCCAGGCCGCGCCUCUGCUGUGCUUCUCGCCUCCCAUGGCCGCGCCGGCCGCCGAGCCGGCCACGUUCCCGGUGCCUCAGACGCAACGCAAGGUGCUGUUGGACCUCAGCACGGGCCAGUGCUAUGUGGUGGACACGCCUGUGCAGCCGCCGCCUCAGAAGCGGCGCCUCUUCGACCCCGAGACCGGGCAGUACGUGGAAGUGCCCUUGCCCGCCCAACCAUCUGCCCCACCGCCGGCCGUGGCCCCCAUGACCCUUCCCAUGUCCUCCCUAGCGCUGGGCACGGCGGCCGGAACCUACGGCGCCCCGGCCGCAGCCUACAUGUUCUACCCCGGCUUCUUGCCCGCCGUCUUGCCCGCCAGCGCCUUGCAGGGCCAGCUCGCCCAGCAGCCCGGCAGCGAGAUCAGCGCCGCCGCCUCAUCCAGCCCCGGGGCAGACAGCCCUUAUUACAUGCCCACGGGCAACACCCAGCAGCAGCAGCAACAACAGCAACAACAGCAACAAGCGGCUCCCGGCGGCGAGGGGAAAGCGCCGCUCAUCAGCAUCACUUCGCAGCCGCUGGGCCCCAGGAUCAUUGCGCCGCCCUCCUUCGACGGCACCACCAUGCGUUUCGUCGUGGAGCAUCGGUGAUGGAGAGGCAGCCGAGGGCUGCUGCUGCUGGUGCUGCUGCGACGGGCACAAAGAACAAGAAGUUCUCCCCCUUAAUCUGAAAACAACUUGGUAAUGCUAGCGUAAGGUGCUGCUGCUUCUUUCUUGUGAAUUUCUCAUGCAUUGCUAUGUACAAAACAAAAGUUAUUGUUUUUCAUGUUUCCAUGCCCCUUGCAUUUUAAAUAUGCAUAAGUUUAAUUUUGCAAAUGUGGACAGAUGACAUAUGGUAUUUUCUGUAAAGGGUUU
Elgaria multicarinata webbii is the source of this 5304-nucleotide messenger RNA. RefSeq names its product chromosome 10 C4orf54 homolog (gene C10H4orf54). The transcript is spliced from 2 exons. Bases 22 to 5040 code for a protein of 1672 amino acids. NCBI's taxonomy places the organism in Eukaryota, Metazoa, Chordata, Lepidosauria, Squamata, Anguidae. The record is from RefSeq and is a predicted model, not a curated record.